UGAAAAAAUAUUGUGCCAAAAAUAGAAGAAUCUAAAAAAUCCAUGCCCUUAUCAUAAUUCCCUUAAAACAAAACAGCUCCACCGAAAAUUUCAACAACGCAAGAAAUAUUUUAUAUUUAUAUUUAUCAAACGCCAUCUGAAAAACUUUUCAUUUGAAUUUCCGAUCUACGCAGGUAGCCGAGUAUUCAGAGAACUAAUGUCAGAAAUGGAGAAUGUCAAAGAGCAAGAACAAGUAGAUGGAAAUUUUGCACAGGAGUCUGAAAAAGCCAUGCCAUCAUCUCAAGAGGAGGAGGCUGCUAUAAAGAAAAGAUAUGGAGGGAUUAUGCCCAAGAAACCACCACUCAUCUCUAAGGACCAUGAACGUGCCUACUUUGACUCUGCUGAUUGGGCACUUGGAAAGCAAGGUGUUGAGAAGCCCAAAGGACCACUUGAAGCCCUUCGGCCCAAAUUGCAGCCCACACAACAACAAACACGAUAUAGGAAGUCGCCUUAUGCCCCAUCCGAUGGUGAAGAUGGAGGAAGUGCUCAACCAGAAGAUGGAACUGCCAAUGAAUGAGAAACUGCCGUUAAUCUUCUGAUCUUGUGAGGACCAUUGAUUGUUAUUCUAAUGCCUAGAUAGGUAAUGGGUAAUUUUCAAUUGUUCCCGUGAAUAAACUUGGUGAAGAUGUUUCGGUUUUAGUUAAGUUCGACAAGUUACAACUUUUAUCCAGUUGAGAAUUGUGGGAACUGAAAUGUCUAUUGUUCCAAGGUUUUUCUGACGUGGAACAUUGUUCUUUGUGAUUCGAGUAAACCACUUAUAAAACGAAUUUUCCCUGUUUA
Molecule: messenger RNA, 819 nt
Organism: Durio zibethinus
Lineage: Eukaryota; Viridiplantae; Streptophyta; Magnoliopsida; Malvales; Malvaceae
Product: cAMP-regulated phosphoprotein 19-related protein
Cellular component (GO): cytoplasm
Molecular function (GO): protein phosphatase inhibitor activity
Source: RefSeq, a predicted model, not a curated record